This is a messenger RNA of Guyanagaster necrorhizus, 828 nucleotides long. RefSeq lists its product as uncharacterized. The coding region runs from base 175 to 828 and encodes 217 amino acids. The record is from RefSeq and is a predicted model, not a curated record. NCBI's taxonomy places the organism in Eukaryota, Fungi, Basidiomycota, Agaricomycetes, Agaricales, Physalacriaceae. The transcript is spliced from 6 exons.
UACAUGGAAGCUGUGUCAGGGCUACGAUCGUUCUAUCAUCGGAUUGCCGUAUUCCGUUCAUGAGAUUAAAGAUUGGCACGGUAACACGCAUACAGUCAAUGUCGACUGCUCGAUUUCUUAGUCUGCCUAUUGUCGGGGCCGAUCUUAUUUGACAGCCCCUUAGCAUCCAAUAACAUGGCGUUGUGGAUUGGAGAAGCCUCAGAGGUCACCCUCCUACCAAUCUUUUGGGGUACUUGUCAAUAUCACGGCGAUAUCCAUGAUCAGACUCAAUUCGACGUCUGCUCCAUGAUCAUGGGUAAAGAGGGAACUGAACAGCAUGCCACUUCCACGGGCCUGAAACCCUUACUGAAACCAUCCCUCGUGUCGCCUUCAUGGCUAUCUUCCAUCUUACUAUCUCCCUCCUCCUCAGCCUCCUCGUCGUCGGAGGUCGGAGAGCUGACGAACCACACCAUCGACGAUACACUUGGAGACCAGCUCACCGUGUUUCAUGUCACAAUCCGGGAUGAUCGUACUCGUGAUGAUGGACCCAAGUCCCUACGAUACGAGGGCUGGCGUCCCUCCGAGAUCGUUAUGUGUCCCCUUGUGCCUCACGCGUUCCAUUCCUGUAUACCCCCAGUUCACUUUCGCAAUGGCAUGCAACUCCUCUUAGAGUCUUACGAUACUGUCUUUGUCGCCCUGGACAGACACCUCUCACCGGGCAUUCUUUCGGGAUUAUACACACGACGGCGAUGUCAAACUGCAUGGGAGACAGAGGAACACGCGAAAAGCAUGUGGUGUUCGAAAAGGAACGUUGUUCGGCGACACGAGCAAAUUCGCAACCACGCUUGA